Messenger RNA from Alnus glutinosa, 925 nucleotides. Its product is annotated as ferritin-like catalase Nec2. The record is from RefSeq and is a predicted model, not a curated record. NCBI's taxonomy places the organism in Eukaryota, Viridiplantae, Streptophyta, Magnoliopsida, Fagales, Betulaceae. The transcript is spliced from 3 exons. The coding region runs from base 1 to 906 and encodes 301 amino acids.
AUGGCUAGCCUUUUCCUCCCCUCCUUUAUCUUUCUUAUUACAAUGAAACUUGGCCAGGUGAUGGCGGGUGCUCCCAACUGCGGACCAAUUGUAGCCAAUGAUAUUGACCGGAUUCAAUUUGCAUUUAACCUUGAGUUCCUUGAAGCAGAGUUUUUCCUGUAUGGUGCACUAGGUAGAGGACUCGACAGCAUCGCUCCAACUUUUGCGGCCGGUGGUCCGCCUCCCAUCGGUGCUAAGAAGGCCAAUCUUGACCGUCGUGUUCGAAGGAUCAUUGAGGAAUUUGCAUAUCAGGAAGUUGGUCAUCUCAGGGCUAUAAUUACAAUAAUAGGAGGAAUUCCAAGGUCGCAAUUGGAUCUUAGCCCUCAGAGUUUUGCAAAACUAUUUGAUGCAGCAGUUGGUUUCAAAUUAAAUCCUCCAUUCGACCCUUACUGUGACACAGUCAACUAUCUCUUAGCAUCUUAUGCGAUCCCUUAUGUAGGACUCGUGGGUUAUGUUGGCACCAUUCCAAGCCUUGCAAAUGAAACUUCUCGAAGUUUGGUUGCGUCGCUUUUGGGCGUUGAGUCUGGACAGGAUGCAGUUAUAAGAACACUACUAUAUGAGAGAGCCACCCAGAAAGUGCUGCCAUACAACUUGACCGUAGCCGAGUUUACUAUCGGUAUCUCUGCGCUCAGAAACAAGCUGGCCUCGUGUGGCAACAAAGACGAAGGCUUAGAAGUACCUCUAUUUCUUGGAGCAGAAAAUCGUACGGACAGCAACAUUCUCUCCGCUGAUUCUAAUUCUCGUUCAUAUGCUCGGACGCCACCGGAGAUCUUGAGGAUAAUAUAUGGAACUGGAAGUGAGUACAAACCUGGUGGGUUUUAUCCUAAUGGAGGAGGUGGGAACAUCGCAAAGAGCUUUCUUGCAUAAGCCUAGGAGCCACUCUACU